UUAGAGGUAAGUGGGAAGUUUGAUCUUCUAAUGAUUGAUUGAAGUGAACUAGUACCUCGUUUGACUAUGCAUGAUGAUAGUUGGUGGCAGAGAUUUGGCCAGUUCCGGUGCCGGAUUCGUGAAUCAGAACCUCGCCGUGGAUCGGACGACGAUAAAAGCAAUUCCGUGAAUUGGAAGAUGGAGUCACCCAAGCAAGGGCCAAGUUUGAUUAACUUGCGAUACAAAACACCGGUAGAAGAUGUGCCGCCUCCGUAUAUAGAUGACUACGUGUUACCAAGAAGGUCCAGUGCUAGAUCAUACCACGGCAACUUUCCUUUAAAGCCACUUUUAGAUACUAUGAAGCGAACAGGAAUUGGAUUUUCCAAGCUACUAGAAAAGCACAGAAUGGAGUUCCAAACAGACUUUGGAUCUCUCCUUCAAAGGAAUGUGUAUAGUAGUACAGGGUGAGACCAAUGAAAAAUGAAUCCAGGUCGAAUCCGUGGAAACCGACAACUGCAAGAAAUUAAGGAAGUUGAAGGAGGCAACAAUUUCUUUUUUACCCGCAAGUAUUCAAAUACAGGGGUUCAUGUUAAAAUGAUACAUCGUAUAGAGCCUCCAAAGACUAUACCUUGUAUAACUCAAAUGAUUCGACAACUUACAAAGAAGUAUGAGCAGUU
Molecule: messenger RNA, 656 nt
Organism: Lingula anatina
Lineage: Eukaryota; Metazoa; Brachiopoda; Lingulata; Lingulida; Lingulidae
Source: RefSeq, a predicted model, not a curated record